Molecule: messenger RNA, 841 nt
Organism: Aplysia californica (California sea hare)
Lineage: Eukaryota; Metazoa; Mollusca; Gastropoda; Aplysiida; Aplysiidae
Source: RefSeq, a predicted model, not a curated record
AUCUAGAUCUAGAUCUCCCGAAUGCUAAGCAGUUCAAGUUGCUACCAGCACAGGACAUUGAGUUAGAAAUUCUAAAUAACUAAAUGGAGAAGAAGUAAUAUUGGUGUUUUGCUUACUGAAAAAGAAGACUGCGCUAUUAGACAUCGGUGCUUUGGCGAUAGUUACAUUAUUGGCUUUGUAAAGAGGAAGCACCACUUUGAAAGACAAUAAUAAUAUUUUUGUACAAGCACAGGAAGAUCAACGCCGGAAAUAUUAUGGUCACAAGAUCUGCACAUCAUUAUUAAGAACAUUAUCUACAUCGAGGUCUACGCGCAAGAUCUGUGAACAGGAUCUACGCGCACGAUACAAUCAAGAUUUGCGUUAAGGUACAGUGUUCAGCCAAAUCAAAUACGCACAGGAUUUACCCCCUCGUUCUCUCAAAUAACCUCAUAGUAGGGUUAGAAAGGCCAGUAAACAUUAUUGCGUAUCAACGAAAUAAGCCCAAUAAGACGCACCGAACGCAGAAGAUCAAAUCCCCUCUAGGCUAUAGAAAUAGAAACCAAAAUGAAGAAUUUGGCCUUAUCAAAGCUUGACGGGUUCGCGGUCAACCUCAAAGCCUACGACUCGGUGGUCAUCGUGCUGCUGUUUCUGUCCGCCAACGUGACCUCCUUCUUCAUCUCCCUGAACCACGCCCUGGCUAUGCUGGCUGCCAGCCUGGUCAUGAUGUACCACAUGGACCUGAUGCCCUGGCUGGGGGCUCUGGUUGCCACCAUCACGUGUGUGGUGAUACUGGCCGCGGCCGACCCGGACGCCUUCUACGUUCUCUUGGUGCACGUUCUCUUCUUUGCCGUCAGCUGGUGGA